AUGGCACGCAAAGCUGCCGUUUCACCCACAAGAGUCCCGCGUAAACGUUCACUGAAGAGGAGUACUCUAUCGUCCGACUCUCUAUUUGGGUUUGGAACUCAACCGCCAAGUGGUAACGCCGCUCGACAGCUUAGUGUGCCGAGGUUUAAUUUGAGCCAGGGAGCAGGGCUAUCAUCACAAGUCCAGGUCAUUGACUUGACCGAAGAUGACCAAGCACCGCCGCCAAUGUCAACUCCACCCAUUCCUGGCCCUCCGGCUAAAAAGCCUCGGAGGAUGUCACCAUCGCCACUCGCAAAUCCUCCUAAAAUACCCGGGACUCAUGAGAGCGAUGCAAGUCAUAGCGGGGAAUCUCGGGAUACGACGGGUGACGCAGAGUCAUUGUGGGUAGACAUUCAUGCUCCAGAAACACAGGAAACUCUCGCUGUCCAUCCUCGGAAGGUGGAAGAUGUGCGGAGAUGGUUGGGCGAGGCACUUACGGGAGGCCCGGCUGGCAAAUUGAGGAAGUACAGGCGAAUUCUCGCAUUGACAGGUCCUUCGGGAUCUGGGAAGACGGCUACUCUACAAAUUUUAGCUAGAGAAUUAGAGGCAGAGGUAGUGGAAUGGCAAGCAAACUCGGAUGAAUUCUCGGUCGCUGGUGAUUAUGACUACGAAUCGGCUACGACAAAAUUAGCCUCAUUUUUAGAACGUGCUGGUGUCUAUGGGUCCCUAUCAUUGAAAGCCAUUCGCGAUUCAACCCCUGACCCAGAGUCCAAGGGCAAAGAAAGAAGGCUAGAAAGUAAACAUAAAAUACUACUACUUGAAGAUUUCCCGUCGAUCUCUCACCCGCGCGUUCGCGGCGCAUUUCACGCUGCUCUCACCAGAUUCGCGGAAGCGGUUCCUCCAUCUACCGCAGUCUCAAGCCUCGUGUACCCCCCUCUGGUUCUGAUCAUUUCGGAUGCUGGCCUACGAGCAGACGAUACGUCGCCGUACUCAAAUUCCCACAGGGAUGAUGUUUUAGACAUCCGAUCUGUCCUACCGCCGGCUUUACUGGGGUCCCAUUACGUCACUCAGAUCAAGUUCAACCCUGUAGCAGCAACCUUUAUGCGCAAAGCCCUCAUAUCUGUCAUUUCUUCUCAUCUCUCCCUACCAAGCUCUUCCAAUAGCAAAUCGAAAUCCCAUGGCUUGCCAAAGGAGACGAUUGAUGCUCUCAUCGAGGCAGCCAAUGGCGAUAUACGAAGUGCCAUAACAGGGGUACAAUUCGCAUUCACGGCCACAAGUAAAGGGAUUUCUCAGGAGGUCGGGCGCAAGAAGAGUAGUGUCAAGGGCAAAGGUGGAGCGAAGGGUGAGCGGGAUGCUGCCUUGAAGGUUAUGUUCUCCGCUAUCACUAGAAGAGAGCAAGCCCUCGCUCUUUUUCAUUUGCUGGGAAAGGUUUUUUACAAUAAAAGAUAUGGAGACCCAGACGAGCCUGAUAAAGCUCCGAUCCCAUUGCCAAAACCGCUGCCAAAGCACCUCUCGGAAUUCGAAAGGAGACUUUCCAAGGUGGACGUCUCGGCCCUUCACGCCGAUUCGCCUGUAGACUCAUCCCUAUUUUCUCUUUAUAUACAACAAAACUAUACCCAGUUUUGCGAUGAUAUUGAUGAAUGCUACGGCCUGGCAGAUGCCCUGAGCGAGGCCGAUGGUGGGAUGGGUAUUUUAGAUGAGAAUCUGGUCAUUUCUUCCGCAUUGUCCCAGCAUACAUUCCAGCACAUUGCGCGCAGUGCUCUGCUUGCUCUUCCCUCCCCCGUCCCCCGCAGAUCGCAAGUCACACGGAAACCCGCGUGGUUCGCCGCCCGCGCCAAAGAAAGAGAAGCAGAAGGUGCUGUUGAAGAUGCAAAGCGGUGGUUAAUCGAACAUGGGGGUACCAAUGGCCUGGGGUGUGGGUAUUGGGAUAGGAAGAGCGUGGUACUCGAUGCUGGAGGUCUAUUAGGAAAAUUCGGCCCAAAAGUCGUCACAUCAUCAGUAUUAUUUAGCCAGCUUAAAUGGGAUAUUUCCACCUCUCAGCAGGCCGAUACUCUAGACGAAGAAGAAAGCGUUACGGCAGGCGUAGAUGUCGCAGAAGCUGACAUCGAGGCGAUGGAGAAACGUGCGGCGGGGGUUGGAAGAGUCAAGGAGGAAAAGGAAGAAAAGGGUUAUUUGAGUGACGAUGAUAUUGACGACUUUUAA
Messenger RNA from Rhizoctonia solani, 2181 nucleotides. RefSeq names its product cell cycle checkpoint Rad17. Bases 1 to 2181 code for a protein of 726 amino acids. NCBI's taxonomy places the organism in Eukaryota, Fungi, Basidiomycota, Agaricomycetes, Cantharellales, Ceratobasidiaceae. Gene Ontology annotation, biological process: DNA damage checkpoint signaling; DNA repair; mitotic DNA replication checkpoint signaling. The record is from RefSeq and is a predicted model, not a curated record. The transcript is spliced from 11 exons. Gene Ontology annotation, molecular function: ATP hydrolysis activity; chromatin binding.